Molecule: messenger RNA, 5214 nt
Organism: Acanthaster planci (crown-of-thorns starfish)
Lineage: Eukaryota; Metazoa; Echinodermata; Asteroidea; Valvatida; Acanthasteridae
Product: epithelial cell-transforming sequence 2 oncogene-like
Molecular function (GO): guanyl-nucleotide exchange factor activity; protein binding
Source: RefSeq, a predicted model, not a curated record
CUUGAUCGCUGAGUGGAUCGCGGCUGCAUGCAGUGAAUCUCGAGUAGAUUGGAACAAAUUUAACCAAACUUUCCACAGUUCACAAAACCAAGCACCUAAAAGUUGUCAUCUAGGAAAAGUAGGCUUGUGUAAAAUGAUUGUAAUGGUUAAGCCAUCGUGAAGUAAUUGCCUUGAGUUGGAAUAAAGUCACGCUGAUGUUAAACAACAGAAACACUAACGAUAAGUAAUUGAUCAGAAAUGGCAGCGAAAGCCAGAGAAUCAAGGACCAAUGGCACCCCUAGCAACCGGAUUGGCCUGGCGCCACUUGCUUCCCUCCGAGAGCCUGUCUAUCCCACGGAACGAGCGGCCAAGUCAGCCAAGAAAACUGCCAUGGUGGCCCCGCUGGCUAGCGAGGGCAAUUUCCAGACACUGAAGAUGAAGACCAACCAGAGCCAGUGGACGCCCAUCCUUCACAAGCCGUCCAAUGAGCAGAUAUUUGUAGAAAGAAGAGAACUAAUUGGCCAUUGGUUUGACCUGUGGACGGAUGCUCAGAGGAAGCGUUUCUUGCAGUACAUCCUGCUGCGCUGCCGACGGGCACAGCUCCUUUACCUCUACAACUGGUUCCAGGGGCGUGUUCCCCUGGAGCACCUGGACUUCACUGCGGUGCUGCCGCGCUUUCUGGCACUCUACAUCCUGUCCUACCUGGACCCCCGUAGUCUGAGCAAGGCCGCCAUGGUGUGCUGGCAUUGGAAGUUCCUUGCCGAGCAGGACAUUCUGUGGAUGCCUAAAUGCAUCAAACUGGGCUGGUUCUUGCCUUACAAACCCAAGGAUAACGAAUACGGAGCAUGGAAGAGGCAUUACGUUCACUGCCUCCAGACGCUGGACGUUGCCCAAUCACCCAAAGAUUUUGGCCUGUAUGGCCGGAUGGGAGAUGGCUCAACUUUGGAUGACUCUGAAGCCAAAAAGAAGAAAAAGCAAAGAUCAAGUGAUGUCCUUGUCUCAAGCAGCUUGGACAGCCGUCCUGUCUGGCUGGACCCUGACCCCCGACCCCAGGAUCUAGAGAACGCCUACCAGAGCAUGGUGCAUUCUGGCAAUCCCAACCAGCCUGGAAUGCCCCCGUCCACCUGGAAACAUGCCAACAGUAAGACAGUGAACGCCUUGCCAGUGCGCAAGCACGGGAGGUCUUGGACAGAGCCGGCGAGGGAGUUUGAUUACGGGCUGGGAGCAAAGUCCAGAAGAGAACAGCAUCGAGCCCAAGGGAGAGAUGAUCUUGACUUCUCUGGAGUAUCCACAGAGGCGGUCACCCUUUCAGCAAGCAUUGCCUUGGAGAUGGGCCAACCCGUGGGCGCAGCCCUGCUACAGUCCAUCCGACACGAGGCCAAGAAACCGGUCACCCGCAGGAGAGACUUGUCUGCAGGGGGUGAUUACCCAGGAGGCAUUGCAACCCGUUCCCACAGUGCACUGGGCAAGCUGAGUCCCGCAGGGCCACGCCAGAACCCCCGUCUGCUUGUGAUCUCCUCACAGAUUACCGCUAUGCAGCUUCUCAUCUCUGCUGUCAAGCCUGAUGUCUUGGUUGUAGCCUAUGAGUACAUCGGAACCACCUUGGAGUCUCUCCUGUUCAAGAUUGAGGAAGUGCUAGCUGGAAUGCAGGCAAGGAGUAUCGGCAUCAUGGUUGAGGGCUGCGACGAGAUCCAGCUGGUGGGCUCCAUGGCAACCAGCCGAGCAUCCCUGGAGAGACCUGAACUCAAGUAUUUCUGGGAGCAGCUGUGUGCCAACAUCCUGCCUGGUGCUCAGGGGGGUCACUUGGACCUCUUUGUACCCCUUGCUGCCUGCGAUGAUGGGUGUAUUCUCUUGCAGCAGCUGAAUCAAUUGACCGGCAUUCCCUUCACGUCACCCUCCACGCUGUCAGACUCUAAGUAUGGACAUGUAAUGGGUGAAUGGGAUAACUGGGGAAAGUCGCCUAGUCCGGCUUCCCUGUACCUGGAGUAUGACAAACUACAAGGCUGGCUGGUGUCAGCACAGCGUGUCAUGGAGGCGGUUGCGGCCUGCCAGAAACACCUCAGGAGCUACCUCAGAGGGGAAAAGGAGGACCUGGUGGCUAAACUUGCAGGCGAUGUGGUGUUCAGUAAUCUUGGUACUCAGGAUGCCAGACUGGGUCAGAUUGCGCCCUCUCUAGUCCAGGCACUGUCCAACCUAACUGAGCAGUCAUUAGAGGUGGAUCCCUUGACAUUUGUAGGCAAGCAACUGAUCCAGGCAAGUGGACAAGACCAGAAAAUGACGGCUGCUAAACAGAGCCCAGCCAAGGGAUUGGCAGCAGUAUCCACCAAACCACUCAAAAAGAUGUCAAGUUUAGAUGUUGACGGUGACAGCGAAAUCUCGGAGGAGAUUGGGGAGGAGAUCUCAGACUUUGACAGCGAGGUUGAGAAUAUCAACCACAAGGCUCUCUACUCCUCUGUUUCAGAGCUCAGACCGGCAGAAGUACCAGUCACGACCGGUCCCCAGCAAGCAUCCACCUUCAAAGUAACACAGUUGCAAACGGGAGACCCCAGGCACAGCACUGCCGUCCAGAUCUUGUCGUCGGAGCUGGCCUACCUCAAACAUCUCAACAUCAUCGAGGAUGUCUACCGUAAGCCUCUCCUGGCGGCAAUCAAAUCCAACAAGGCCAUCAUCAGCCAAGCCAACGUCCAGAUGAUCUUCACUGAUGUCAACUUGAUCCUGUCCAUUACACGGGAGUUAGUGGAAGACAUGAGUGACCAUCUGGAGCAGUGGUCUCCGGAGCAGUGCAUUGGGGACUGUUUCAUCAAGCUUCAGGCCAAGCUGAAGACAUACACCAACUUCCACAAGAAUUAUCAGAUAGUGCUAUCCACGUUGGAUAAGUGUCGUCAGCAGUACCCAGCCUUCCGCGCCUUCCUGAAGCGCACCGACUGCUCCCCGCAGACUGGCAUGAUGUCGCUGACAGACCUGUUCCUCCGUCCUGCCAGGCGGGUGUGCGAGUACAUCCAGAUGCUCCUCGCCCAGCAGGGCGUGACCGCCGACGAGCAUCCCGACAACACGGACCUGGGCGUGGCCGUAGGAAUGUUCAGGCAGCUGCAGGCAUUUGUGGACGAGUGCCGGGAGAGGUCUGAGCGAGAGCGUCAGUUGCAAGAGUUGCAGCGUCGCAUCAAGAAGUGCCCCGCCCUGCUGGAAGCCAACCGCUUCCUGAUCAGAGAGCAAGUGGUCGCAAACAUGCAGCAGAUUGAGGAAAGUGGCAAGGCAACAGGCCUGUAUGAGCACAUAUCGGACCUGGGGCUCUUUCUCUUCAACGAUGCACUGAUGGUGACCAUACGAACUAUUAAAACCUUGCCAUACACACGACAGACUGAGGCACUGUACCACUUCCACUCGUCGGUAGCAUUGCCACGGUUACUGGUGCAGGAGUUGCCGGACUCCAAAUAUAUUCAGCAUGUGUUUGUUCUCCAAACACCCAAGCGUCGCUGGGUCUGUUCAGCUGAAGAUGAGAACGACAAGAUAACCUUAGUGUCUGCUAUCGAGACAGCAGUCCGGGCCUCCUUAGAUGAAACAUGAACAAUGCAAGUGGCAUACUGGGGAAAGCAUGUUCUCUAUUUUGACAUUGCGUUCCCGACUUUUCCCAACACACAGGUUGAAUUUGUCUGCACAGAAAACUGAAGGUACACAUGCUAUCUCAGUGUAGAUUGAAGAUAUAUAUAUAUUGAAAGUAACAGGUCUUCAACUUGUUAAGGAGCCAUGUUCUAUGUACAGAAAUUAGCUUUGGGGAAAUAAAGCUGUGAGCCAGUCAUAGGUGCUCUGCACAGUGCAACAUAUUUCACAGGUAACCACUUUUGCUCAACAUGCAUAUCUCUGUUGAUUUAAGCUUUGGGCCUAGCAGGUUGAUAGAUUGGCCUCUUUUUAACUGUAAUGUUGGUUUCCAGAUAUUUUUAUACUCAAAUCUAGCACAAAACACUGAAGGCUGUUUCGCUCUGGUGAUUAUGUAGAGUUUUUAACCACAUAUUUUUCUAUCUUUGUAUUUGUCACUCGGACUGUAAAAUAUUUUUGCUGAACAAGAGGUGUUAUUUAAGCUGAACUUUUUUCAUAGCUCAUUGCCGUUGUGAGUUGACUUCUGAGUUGGUGGAAAUCUGUGUGCACUAUGCUAACGCAGCAUGGUCAUGACACAUGAUGUGAUGUUUGUCGUCGCAUCCGUCUUUUUUUGUACACUUGCUGGCAUGUGUGAUGCUCACAUUUUGGACAUAGUAGUGAACCGUCAAUAAUGAUGUUAGUUACCAGAGGUGUUCGCUUCAGAAAAUGUUGCCAGCCAUAUGAUGACUUACUUUGGCAUCAAAGAUUACCAAAUAGUCCAUGUUCUUUCAUCAAAAAGGAUGCCUGCCAGCCAGUGACAUUUUGAUCUUGUUUCAAAGAUUUCCGUAGUGCUUUUUUUCUAACUCCAAAAUUCACCUUUGCACCUCAGCUAAUCAUAUUUUCAAUCUUGUGUCAAUAUUGACUGAGUAUUUUGCUGCCUUUUUGGUAUUUAUCCUACGAGUAUUUCCAUAUCAAUGUGAGCAUACGCUGAGGCAUUUGAUGAGAACAAUAUUUGGCUGAAAAAUUGGCCAAACCCAUGGGGCUUCCUGUGGGCAACGUUUUCAUUGUCCUUCGAAGUUGAAGGUAUUUUUUAAUGGCUAAAAAGAGCAGAGUCACUAGAAAAAGAAAACUCACGGUCUUUCAAACUGUUUCCAACUUUUUCAUAUAAAGAGUUUAUUUCAAUAUAUCCCGUACAGUUUUCCCAACAAAAAACCCAAAACGUUACGACAAAUAAGUUUAAAACUUGGACUAUUAAGUGUGGAGUAAUAUUAGAGAUGUGUUGGGCACAUUGCCAUCAUUUUCACAAAAAAGAUAGAUCUAUCUAGGCAUCGUAAAACUGAACAUUGGAAAAAACAUUUAAAACUGGUUACUUUUUAAAACAGGCAAUUUGUACAGAUUAAUUUCAAAUUAAGUAUACCUGUUAUGGCCGAUAAUGUAAUAAUCAGCAGAUAAUGUAAUAACCCAAGUGACCCAUAAUGAAAUAAAAUCGGCUGACUAAGUAAUGUAAUAACCCACUGGUUGAUAAUGCAAUAACACUGAGGCAUUACAUUAUUACAUUAUUGACUGGUAUUACAUUAUUGGCCAAUAUGCCAUUUGUGAGUUAAAUUUGAAUAAAAUGUGGUACACUGAGUUCUUUAAAUUCAUGUGAACAUAACAACUUGA